This is a messenger RNA of Prorocentrum cordatum, 1319 nucleotides long. The record is from the annotation of a GenBank genome assembly. NCBI's taxonomy places the organism in Eukaryota, Dinophyceae, Prorocentrales, Prorocentraceae.
CGUGGAUCCAAGACACCCGCGCGGAGCGCCAAAAGUUUAAUGUUUACGUAGUUUUUUUCGAUUUCUAGUCUUGUGAUCCAUGGGCACGCGCAGAUUUAGCGCCGAUCAGCGCCGAUCUGUCGUCUACUAGCGUCUAGCGUCGGCCAGCGCGGAUUUUCAAGAGGAAGCAAGAUGGCACGGGAGGAUUCCAUGAGUUGCAACCGACGAGGCCCGGUUCGUCAUGCGGCGUUUUGGCGUCGCCGACGCCGAGGUCCCCGUGCUCAGCGACGUGGUGGCCGAGGACAGCAGGUUCGUGUUGGUGGACUUCAACGGCAUGGCCAAGGGGCCGCAGAACUCCUUCCCGGAGGGCUCCGUGCCCUCGCUGCUCGGGGAGGGCGGCAUGUGGCAGACGCCGCCGGUCAUGGGCUCGAUCGACCACCAUGCGCUGCAGCUGACGGGGGUCAAGGUCACGGACGUGCCCGUCGACUUCUGCGGCGAGGUCGGGCCGAAUGGGUUCCGGGUGGAGACUCACCCCUGGGGAAGCGCCUGCAGCAUCGUGGCCACGAAGUUCCAGGGGUCAGGCCGCCCCCCGAGCGAGAGAGCCGCAGGCAUGCUCCUGGGCGGCAUCCUCUCUGACACGCUCGGCCUCACCGGCCCCACCACCACCGAGCACGACAGGCAGGCAGUGGAGUUCUUGAAGCCGUUCGCCAACAUCGAAGACCAUUCUGCCUUCUAUGGGGAGAUGGCGGAGGCGAAGUCGGAGAAGUUCUUGAGCAUGCCUCUGGUGGAGGUGUUCGGCAGCGACCUCAAAGUGUUCGACCCUCUGCCGCAGGCCAAGCUUGCCAUCGGCGUUGUGGAGGUGGCCAAUCGCAAGAUCUACGAGGGCCUGCUCGGCAAGCCGGCCUCGGAGCUGGCGGCCGGGAUCGAGGGCGUCUCCGAGCAGUACUGCUCGGAGGCAGGACCAGAGAAGGCCUGCGUGGUCUUCGUCGUGCUCGUGGACACGAAGGACCAGGUGAGCUCGACCCUGCUGCUGAGGGCACCCGCAUCGGCGCAGCCGUCCGCGAGGUGCAUCGCGGUCAGGGCGUUCUCGCUGGACCGGGCGACCAACCGGCUGCCCGCGGACAAGGAGUGCCGGCCGAAGCACGCGGCAGAGAGGCAGCUGCCCUCCGGGGACCCCGCGGGCCGGGGCCUCUUGCACGUGAUCUCGACGGGCCGCUCGACCCCGGUGUGCAUCUCGCGCAAGUCUCAGCUGCAGCCCUCCCUGGAGGCCGCGCUGAGAGACCUGUACGGCCCGGAGCGAGGGGCGCCGGGGUACGCCUGCGAGGACCAGGAGGAGGAAA